AUGGAGUUCCUCGUGCCUGAUGUGCCGCUGUUGAAAAUCUUCUCCUUCCUGGACGCAUUCAGCUUGCUCCAGGCUUCCCAAGUGAACAGGUGCUGGAAUAGGGUUGCAGAGAAUGAUCAGCUGUGGAGAAACCUGUGUCUGAGGAAAUGGAGCUUCUGCAACUUCUCCCUGUGCCUGGGCUCACAGAGCUGGAAGCAGUUCUUCCUCAAACAAACAAGGCUGGAGUACCGGAUGGCAUCGGUGAAGCCAGAGGACUUUAUCUUCAAAGAAGCAAGUGGGAACCUUGGAAUCUUAGGACCUAUGGCUUAUCUGUCAGGACAUGGCCACCCAAUGGGUGGACAGGAGAAGUCAGUCGUUUGUACGGUGUCGUCAAAGCACAUGCUUUAUGCCUGGGACGUGCAGGAGGGCACUAUGAUCUGGUCCAGCCCAGUCCAGCAGUCUAGUAUCAUGCGUCUGGCAACCCUCCCUCAGAUGCAUCUUGCAUUCACUGCGGAUUUGGAGGGAACUGUCAAAGUGUGGAAUUGUCAGGAUGAGGAUGCCCUGGCUACUCUCACCAUGCCUCGGGCCUGUUUUUCCUUGGAAAUCUGUCUCACAAAUGAUGGCCCAUUCCUGAUGGUAGGCAACUCUGAAGGUGACAUCUACACACUGACAGUGCCUGAGCUAAGGGGUGUCUCUAAAGUCAGUGCAUUUAAAUAUAGUGUUGACCUCCUACACUGCUCUCCCAACAAGAAAUGGAUCUUUGCAUCUGGGACACAUCAGAAUAUCUUGCCAGUGGUGUUCCUCACAGAGAGCUUACUGAAACCGUCAGAAGGCAAAAGCCCUCUGUCGCUCUCCAUCCCAUUUUCAUCCUGCUGCAGAGCCUGCUGGGCCCCAAGGAGGACAAGCAGGGUAACAGUGAUGCACCGAAGAGGCUCUUUCAAAAAGACAGGAUUCACCACCUUUGAGCUAAUGGCUGAGAGGACGGGGGACAGAGCAGACAUCCAAGCCCAUCAGAUUGCAACUUUCCUGUUGCCGCUUCAUAUGGAGAGUCCUAUUUGGAUGGGAGUCGGAGACGGAAAUAUGAUUGUCUUUGAGAGUGGGCCGUCCCUAUUCCUCUUCACCAUCAGUGGCCACCUGCUGCAACGAUUUGAGGACCACCAGAGGACCAUCGGCAACUUAUGGGUGGAUUCUGUGCACGUCCUCACCACAUCCAUGGAUGACUCUCUGCACCUGUACACGUGGGAAGAGGAAGGCCGUUAUCCGUACCUCAGGAGCUGCUGUCACCUGGAGCACCUAGGGAGCGACCCAGCACCGAGCUGCUACGUCUCCAAAGCAAUAUGUGAUGAUAUGAGCAUAGUAUGUGUGGUGUCCAGAAUUCGUGAAUCCAGCAUUCUGGUGAUGUAUUCUUUGCAUAUGUAA
This is a messenger RNA of Neomonachus schauinslandi (Hawaiian monk seal), 1398 nucleotides long. It is a transcript of the gene FBXW12, whose product is annotated as F-box and WD repeat domain containing 12. NCBI's taxonomy places the organism in Eukaryota, Metazoa, Chordata, Mammalia, Carnivora, Phocidae. The record is from RefSeq and is a predicted model, not a curated record. The coding region runs from base 1 to 1398 and encodes 465 amino acids. Gene Ontology annotation, molecular function: protein binding. The transcript is spliced from 10 exons.